Pieris macdunnoughi is the source of this 1551-nucleotide messenger RNA. Lineage: Eukaryota; Metazoa; Arthropoda; Insecta; Lepidoptera; Pieridae. The record is from the annotation of a GenBank genome assembly.
AUGGAGGUACAAUUUAAAGUCUAUACAUUUUGGAAUGAGAAUGAUAAGCCAGAAGUGAGAAGAUUUGGGAUAGACAAAAGUGUUGUAACUAGCUUUCAGUAUUUGAAUGCUAAGCUUCAAGAUAUUUUUCCUAAAUUGAAAGGAAAAACAUUCUCCGUGCUUUGGAAAGAUGAAGAAGGUGAUGAUGUGAUGAUUUCAUCGGAUGAUGAAAUAAUGAUUGCACUGACAUCAAUGUCUGAUGAUCUUAAAAAGCUCUAUGUCUACUGCAAAGACCCUGGAGAACAGCAUGAUGAGUGUGAUAUUGUAAUUACUUCAGUAGCUGGUAAUGGACAGAGCAGUAGCAAUGUCAUACACAGUGGUGUGGUGUGUGAUGGUUGCGACUCUCCAGUAACUGGUUUCCGCUACAAUUGCACUUACUGUGAUGACUAUGACCUGUGUUCCAAGUGUGAAGCAGCAGGAAUGCAUCCCGAACACUGUAUGGUGCGAGUACCAGUACCUUCUUUGCCUCGCCCCAUGAUCAAAGCUGCUGUAAAAAGGUCGCGUUAUUUCUUAAAAUCAUUACGCACGGUUGAAGAGCAAUGCAAGAAACAACGUCAUGAGGGCGAAAAACAGCGAGAGCAUACCCAUGGUCAUGGUCACGGUCACGGUCAUCGUCGUCAAGGGCGCGAUGACCACCGCCGUAAACAUAUAAGCUGGCUUGAUAUCUUUGCCUCAUCCUUAAAUGAAUUCUCAAACCCCGCCGGUGAUAUCCGUGUUGCGGCUCAAACCAAUCCAGGAAACCAGGAAAAUGUAGGGCAGAACGCAGCAAAGUCCCAAGAAGCUACCUCUAGUGCUGCAUCAGGCGAAAACCCAAAGCCUCCCCAAUGUCCCUUCACAAGUGACAAAGCCUAUAUUGAAAAUUUUAUAAGGGAUUACGUGUUGGGAAUACCCAAGCCAUCAACAUCUAAGCCGGAUGUAGAAAUCGGGCAGGGUGAUAGGAAGACAGAGAAAAAUGAAAAGCCUGAUGGGGCCAUGUCAAAAGCAGCUGAAGAUUCUACGUCCAAGGCAGCUCAAGAUUCUACGUCCAAAGCAGCUGAAAGCAACAAAGAUGAAUCUCCUGAUAGAACUGAUGGCUGGACUGUGAUUAACGAAGAUGUGAUGGAAACAGAGGCAAAGGGGACUGAACCAGAACGUCCCAUUGGCUUUAACUUGCCUGAAGAGUUCCAAGAACGAGUGCGCAUUAGCGAAGGGCAGAGUCUCUACCCGCCUCUUAACACUGCGACUGCUGUGAUGAAUCCCAAAGAAGCUGCGAUGGACCAAGCAGCAAAGCCCAGUGCUCCGGAAGAACCUGAAAAGGAAGCCGCAAAGCCUAAGGUUGCUGAAUCGAAACCCAAGGAUGCCAAGCCUGAGACUGCUCGUCAUCCAAUGGCUCACAUUCAAGCAGCUCUAGAGCAGAUGAUGUCAAUGGGUUUCACCAACGAAGCUGACUGGCUCACACAGCUCCUUGAGACCAAGGAUGGCAACAUUUCUGCAGUCCUUGACUUGCUUACCCCCACUAACCCUAAGAAGUAA